AUGGAACCGAUCAUAAACAUUUCGAAUUCAGCUAAUUAUCCAUCACAGUCCUUCACGUCCUCAACGCCCAAUGGAAAGGAUGAUGAAGAUGAAGACGAACAUCUCAGGCAACAACAACAUGAACAUUUCUCUAAAAUUAAUAUUCUUACACCAUCAACCGAUAAAUUCGUCUCAUCUUUAUCAAUCGAUUAUUGUAACAACGAGCAACAACGGUUUGACGUUGAGGACAAACAUCAACAUCCUACCCCAAGUAAUAUCGAUAAUAUUUAUUCGAGUAAUGAUCAAAUUAAUUUUUAUCAUAUUAAUGAAGGAAGUCAUUUAAUAUCAAUUGAAUCAUUAAACCAACAACAACCACGAGAAAAUGGUGAUGAUUCAGACGAUACACAGUCAACUGACGAUUUGUAUACACCAUUAACAACAUCACCAACAAAUAAAGAAGUAUUGUUAAUUCAACAAUUGCCCCAGUUACAGUCGUAUAUAAAUAUGAGUAAUUCCAGUAGUGAAACAUCCCUAAUAAGACCAUUACUUGGACAAGAUCAGCAGCAUACAUUAUAUUGUGCACCGUCAUCCAUUGGAUCAAUUAACACCGGAGAAAUUGAUGAUAUUAAUAACAAAAAUAACAAAGACGAUACUACAACAAAUAGUACAAACUCCUUAACCACAACUUUUCGAUCAUUCAUUGGUUUAUAUAUAACUGAUAUGUUAAUAGCUGCAUUUAUCAUAACACCAUUGGUUAAUAUACACUGGCGUGGUGCUUGGGAUUUAAUUGAUAUUCAUUUAUUACCAAACAAUCCCAUCAUGAGUAGUUUAGCAUCAGUUUUAUUCGGCUGCGUUGUAUUAUACAUAUUUUAUUUACUCCAAGAUCAAUUACAAAGAUUGUAUGAAUUAUAUCAUCAUACUACGAGUGCACAAAUGAUGGCUAGAUUGUACACGCUAAUAAUUGCAUUUGCUUAUAUCAAUCAGUGGCGAGGAUUAUGGAGUCUACUAGACAUGACAACAGGUGUAUGGUAUUAUCUAGUGAUAGAAACAAUAGUUAGCAUCAUAUUCUUGUUAUUGAUGAAAUCGAUUUAUAAUUUGAAUUCGGCGCCAUUUCUAAUUGCUGUUGAUACGGAAAGUUAUUUUCUUAUUGGAAGUCGAUACACGUACUUUACACGAAAAAUUUGUCAAUACACGUUCGAUUUUAUUUUGGUUGAAUUUGUUGAAGCUCCAUUAUUAAUCAUCGCAUGGCGUGGACUCUACAAUCUGUCUGAUCAAUUCAUAUUCCCUGAAUCGAUUAUUAUAUCUAUGGCAGUGUCAUUUUUGAGUGGUUAUGCGUUAUUUUUUAUUUUGGCAUUUAUUCAAAUACCAGUUGUUAAAUGUUUAUUAAAAUAUGAAAAGAAAUGUUUACAUUCAUUAAUAUCAAAUGUAUUUCAUUUAUUAGCAUUUGUUAGUGUUGUACAAAUUUGGCGAAGUUUAUGGAUGGUUUGUGAACAAUAUUUAAAUAUUCCUGGUUAUCAUCAUUUAACACUGUGGAUAUGUUUUGUCGGGGCAUAUCUUGUAUUAACAUUUGGUUUAAGCAGUUCAUCUUUAAACGGACCGGGUGGAGCAAAAGAUAAUUAUAUUGAUAAUGGCCCCAUACUGUUAUUUAAAUUUGAUUAUUUUACUACACUGUUAAGAUGGUAUGAAAUUGUUACUUCAUUCAAAUCAACUAUUAAACUCAAGCGAAAACGUGUAUUUUUCAAAACAUAUCAAAAUUGUUUUUCAUCAACCGAGGCUGUCACAUGUAUGUUGAACAUAUUACAAAAACAUGCAAAAUCCUCUCAGGAAAACAUCACCAGAAGUCAAGCAGUGAAUUUAUUAAAUACGUUUUAUGAAGCAAAAAUUUUUUCUGAUGUUAAAGAUGAUCUCAAUGUCUCAAAAAAACGUUUUGUUGAAGAUGAUCGAAUAUAUAGACUUCUCCCAUCUACAGACGAAAAUGUAUUUCAAUCAUUCAUUCAACCACCAGAUGUUAAUAAACAAACAACAAAUCUUUCACCUUCACCAUCUUCUGUUUUUGAACUAAUGUAUGCUUAUGCAAAACAAAAGCGAAAAUAUUCAUUCAAUGUUCUCAAACUGUUUUCUCACUAG
This is a messenger RNA of Didymodactylos carnosus, 2106 nucleotides long. The record is from the annotation of a GenBank genome assembly. Lineage: Eukaryota; Metazoa; Rotifera; Eurotatoria; Philodinida; Philodinidae.